Pelodiscus sinensis (Chinese soft-shelled turtle) is the source of this 3991-nucleotide messenger RNA. NCBI's taxonomy places the organism in Eukaryota, Metazoa, Chordata, Testudines, Trionychidae. The record is from RefSeq and is a predicted model, not a curated record.
GGUGAGAACAUAAACAUGGAUGUGGUUUUGGGUGAACAAUAUGGAGAUCUAGAGCUCAGAAAUGAAUCAGAUAUUCCAGAAGUGCCCCUAUCAACAGACAGCACUCCAGAAAUUCUCAAGAGAGCUCUGUCAGGCUUGUCGUCCAGAUGGAAAAACUGGUGGAUUCGUGGAAUUUUAACAUUAGCUAUGAUUUCAUUAUUUUUCCUGAUCAUAUAUCUGGGAUCAUUUAUGCUGAUGCUUCUUGUCUUGAGCAUUCAAGUAAAGUGUUUCCAUGAAAUCAUUACUAUAGGCUACAGAGUCUAUCAUUCCUAUGAAUUACCAUGGUUUAGAUCCCUAAGCUGGUAUUUUUUGUUGUGUGUGAACUAUUUUUUCUAUGGAGAGACAGUGGCAGAUUACUUUGCUACGUUUGUUCAGAGAAGAGAGCAACUUCAGUUCCUAAUUCGCUACCACAGGUUUAUAUCUUUUACACUAUACUUGACAGGUUUCUGCAUGUUUGUACUGAGCUUAGUGAAGAGACAUUAUCGUCUACAGUUUUACAUGUUCGCAUGGACUCAUGUCACUUUGCUGAUCACUGUAACUCAGUCUCAUCUUGUCAUCCAAAAUCUGUUUGAAGGCAUGAUCUGGUUUCUGGUUCCAAUCUCAAGUGUCAUCUGCAAUGAUAUUGCGGCUUACAUUUUUGGAUUCUUCUUUGGGAGAACUCCAUUAAUUAAGCUUUCUCCUAAAAAGACAUGGGAAGGGUUCAUUGGAGGCUUCUUUUCCACAGUUGCAUUUGGAUUCAUUUUUGCCUACCUCUUGGCUCAGCAUCAGUAUUUUGUAUGUCCAGUGGAAUACAAUAGCGAAACCAAUAGAUUUGUUACAGAGUGUGAACCAUCAGAGCUCUUCAGGAUACAAAACUACUCUGUACCACCAUUGCUGCAGGCUGUGUUGGGAAGGAAAACAGUAAAUAUGUACCCAUUCCAGAUGCACAGUAUUGCAUUGUCAACAUUUGCAUCUUUAAUUGGGCCAUUUGGAGGCUUUUUUGCUAGUGGAUUCAAAAGGGCUUUCAAAAUCAAGGAUUUUGCAGACACUAUUCCUGGCCAUGGUGGAAUAAUGGAUCGUUUUGAUUGUCAGUAUUUGAUGGCAACUUUUGUACAUGUGUAUAUCACCAGUUUCAUAAGGGGUCCAAAUCCCAGCAAAUUAUUGAAACAACUGUUGGUGCUUCAGCCAGAACAGCAACUAAAUGUAUACAAAACUCUGAAAUCUCAUCUCCUUGAAAAAGGUAUCCUUCAGCCAUCACUGAGGGGAUAGUUGAACUGAAUGGUGGACUACAAAAACAAAACAAAAUUAAAACCUGCCUGAAAAGUACUGGAAGGAAAACAAGUUACGACUGCGCAUAGUAAUAGUGGUUGAACAAGAAAUAGAUAGUAGUUUUAAAGAAAUUAAUGUUUCUUUCCUGAAACUACUGUGAAUAUUUAAGAUGACAUAUAAAAUUGUUUGCUUGUAAAAUAACUGUUUGUUUAACAUGUAUUUUAGUUUCUGAAGUUAAUGCUGUCAGUCCUCCUUCGGUAUCCAGUCUUAAAGGUUAAAUAGCUUUUAAAAUAACUAUUCAUUUUCAGCUGAUAUAAAUCAUAAUAACUAGAUAGAGGAAAUGUUAAGGCUGUACUGGCACUGUGCAACUUAUAAAGCAACUUUUAAUGUAACUUAUCAGUACAGUUCCUUUUAAUGCAAGUUUUAUAGUACUAUAUAUCUUAGCAAUAAUUCUGUCAUACUUAGGCUCACAUGGUUACUGAAGAAUAACCGAAGUGCAGUAAAGAGAUUGUUUUAUCUAAUGUGCAAUUGAUUACAUCACUUGCCAGAAAAUAGUCUGCCUUGAGAGUUGCUCAGAAAACAGAGUCUGGAAUUUAGAAUCUAAUAUAUCAGGGUUACAGCUGAAUUUGUACCAUUACUGAUUUGCUGAAAAAGAGUAAAAUUAGCAGAGUUUCUAGUUAAUGGCUUUAAAAAAAACUCUAAUGAAAUCAGAAGAUCCUUGCAAGAUAAAGGCAUCUUUACUGUUAAGAUGCCUGGGCAAACGUAUCCUCUUUUGAAAGAAUCCUUCUGAUUUACAAAAAUAAAUAGCUGCAUCCAGCACUAGAGUAUAGAUUAACCCAGCAGUUCCCAACCACCUUUCUGCAGACCAGUGCCAGGCCAUGAACUGCUGGCUGCCGGGCUGGGGAGGCGCGGCCCCUGCCGUAGCUGAAUCCAACUGUUUGUGGGGGCUCACCCCAGCCCCCUGAGCCACCGCACAGUAGCCAGGCUUCAGCUCCAGCGGCCAUGAUUUUGCCUGCUGGUGGCAUGGGAGAGAAGUGGCAUUGGGAGGAGACGGAGCAUGAGGUGCCUCCCUCCCUCCUCCCCACCUCUACCAAUCAAGGCAUGAGAAGCGCUUAGGGAGGGAGGGGGCAAGGUGGAGGGUGCACGCACACCACCAAUGGCUGCUCCCCCAACGGCCACGCUCCCUAGAGGGGGCAGGCUCGCCCUGGGGAGUUUGGGAGGUGGGGUGAAGUCAAAGGGCAAAGAGGUGUUGGCUGAGGAAGUGGUGGGGUCACAGGGUAAGAGGGUAUUGGGAUGGGCUGUAGGUAUCAGAGGUUAAAGGGUCAAAGUACAUGGGAUGUAGGGCUAUAGGGGUCAAAGGGUAUUAGGCACUGGGGAGCAAGGGACUUGGCCGGGGCUUGGUUAAGGGGGGAGGAAUGGAGCUGAGGGAGGGCAGGGGUUAGAAGUCAAAGGGCAAGAGGUGAUGGGUUGCAGUGGGUCACUGGUUAUGGAGUCAGGUGUGGGGCAGCUCGUGUUUCUCUCAGGGGGCAGCAGAUCUGAGGGUGUCUGAGCAGGAUCAGGGACCUCAGAACUUGUGGAACAGGCAGUUGCAGGGUCAGUGGGGUAGGGGCAGGGUUUGGCACAACAGGCAGUCGUGGAGCAAGGGGCACCGGGGGUAGUGGGGCAGGAGUGGUGGGGCAGGAUCUGGGAAAUGAGAGGUUGUUAGUUUGUCAGGGGUCUACUGGCAGCGCCAGUAGAUGCAGGACAGGCUCCAGGCAAGACAGAGGUGGUUGACAAAAGGAAGUCGGCAGUGGGGUAUUGGGAAGUGGGAGACGGUGGGCACUGGGGUGACAGACUUGUGAGAUAAUGGGGUUAGUGGGAUACAGGGGAUAUCAGAUGAUGGGUUUGGCAGAUUUAAUAAUACAGAGACCAGGGUUGGCUGGAUGGGGUCAGAGGGUUCUGGAUUUGGAGGUAGAGGGAUGUGCAGUGACAAGAUGGGGUGAGUGGGUUGGCGGACAGGUAACAUUUUAUUGGCACAGUUGCAUAUUCAAUUAUUUGCAUAAUGAAUAUGGAAAUAUGCCAAUAAAGUAUUAGUGGUCUGCCAAAAGUUUAUGAAUGGGUUUGCCUGUCUGCAAUAUUAAAAAAAAAAAAAAGGUUGGGAACCACUUGAUUAACCAAUAGAAAAGGGUUCUCAAGUCCAGAAAAGGGAUAGCAACAAUCCUAGAUUUUUAGAUUUCACAUCCCAAUGAUUUGAUCACUGUCUAAAGUGAAAUCAUUCUAGAUUUGUUCCUUGUGCCUUCAUUUUUUUCAUCUGCAAAAUAUUCCUGUUUCCCUCCUAUAUAAAGCACUUUGAGACCCUUGGAUGCUAUAAAUGCUUGCUUAUUAAUAUUUUUAUUAUUAUUAUUCCCCUGAUUAGUCAGUUAUCUGAUUAACCAGAUGCACAAAAUUCCUGAUGGAGGUGAUAUAUAUGGUGGUUCUGCCAUCUGUUAUCAACUGCUGAGUAACUCUAGCUUAAAUGAGUUUUGGUAAGACUGUAAGGAUUCAGUUGAGAAAUAUAUACUUUAACUACUCUUUCAGUAGAUUUAAUUAAGUAUAUGCAAAAACAGUUGACACUGUAAAAUGGUUAACUAUUUUCUAAUCUUGUUUUACAUAAGGGUAUGUCUACACUAGCCCCCUAGUUCGAACUAGGGAGGCUAAUGUAGGCAUUCAAAGUUGCCUGGAAUGA